Bombyx mandarina (wild silkworm) is the source of this 1711-nucleotide messenger RNA. RefSeq lists its product as uncharacterized. Lineage: Eukaryota; Metazoa; Arthropoda; Insecta; Lepidoptera; Bombycidae. The record is from RefSeq and is a predicted model, not a curated record.
UAGUGCAUGAAACUUGUAUACCUAUUUUGCCAAAUAGUGAUGCAUGCACUGAUACCUACACACAUUAUAAACAACGGCGAAAUCCACAAAAUUAUAAUUUUGCUACCCGUAAUUCAAAUCGUUCGCGGUUUAAGGUUACUGAUAACAGUGAUAAUGCCGAUCGAGCUCGUAUUGAUCGCCCAGGUUCUUCUCGAGAAAAGAACCACAAUAUCACUGCAUGCAACAUGAAAUGCAUAACAUGUAAUCGAUCGAGCGACGAUCGCAAAAAUAAUAAUAGUCCGAGCGAAAACAUUACUCAUGUUAACCCUUCAGCCGCCACAACUGAAAAUGUUAACUCUUUGGUUGCCGAACGUAAAAAUGAUAAUUUGGAUAUGUUUCCUAGCGUCGACGGACAUCCUUGCUGCAAUGCCAAUGCAAACUGGCAAUGUCAAACAGUAACCUGCGCGGUCGCAGAGGAUUCAAAUUUUGUUCAUCAAAGAUGUCCGGGCGACAGUAAGAUUUGUAUACCAUUAGUUGAAAAUUAUUGUGAUAAUAACGGGAUGAACCCGAAUUUUCCGGAAUAUGGGAAUAGGUGUGAUGUAAUGGGAUUUGAUUGUUUUUAUGGUUGCGGCGGAGAUGACGAUCUUAUGGGACCCCCUAUUGGUCGUGACGUACGGCCGAUUUUUAACAUAAAUAUACUGGGUUUUGACGGCACCGCUUUAAUAGACACAGCUGCAAAACACUGCAUCGCGGGUCAUACGCUAUAUGCUCUCCUCCAGCAGAACAACCAUCCUCUCCGCGUUUCCUCUCAACGAGUCAGACUUGCCGACGGUGUGGUGCGCAUUAUGGACGUUUUUACCACCACACUCGAUGUACGCCUAGAGACGACAAUUAUUUCCACUCCAUUCCUCAUAUUUCCUGAAUCCACCAAUAAUGAAACGUUAUUAGGAAUAGAUUUUAUUACCGCAGCUGGAGUAGUAAUCGACUUCAAAGAAGAGGUUUGGUUCUUCAGUGAUGAUGCGAUGGUAAAGUAUAAUCUGUGUUUCGAACCUAAGUCGCGCAAAGUUUCCUGCGCCGCUACAGACAUCCUUAGAGAUGACGAAGGUACUCACCUUACGCCGGCUGAACGGCAAGCGCUCGCUGACGUACUGGACAGGCACGCAGACAUCUUCAGAGCAGGGGGAGGUCCAACUCCGUUUGCAGAGCAUCGCAACGAAACAGGUGAGCAUACACCAAUAUCAGUACUCCCAUACUGUUUAAAUCCUUCGAAGAAACCGCCUGAUAUUAUAUUAGGGAAGUACCAUACCCAAGACCUUACCUGUUACCACGGUAACAAAGACUCCUUACCCAAACCAGUGAUUCCUAAGAGGAAACGUGGACGCCCAGCUAAGGCUGUUGAUGUCCUAGUCCAGGAGCGAGGGCGUUCUCCAGGACUAGAGGGGGAGUAUAUAGCAACCCUAACGCCUGCCGCGUCGGCAGCCGCGUCUGAUCGCGCGCCGCGACCAAUCAGGGACUCUCGUUGUCGGUUCUCGGCGCGAUUCAAAGAGUAGCGACCGAGUGGCUUUCCUUUUGGCAAGCCGCGCGUACGCCUUUACUGGCGCCGACAGUUCACCCGCAACCACCGAAGCAUACACACGAGAAUACGUCCGCACCUCGCUCGCUACCAUUCCUUUUCGAACUUGUUUGUGGGACCCUCUGGAGUAUUCAUACCCAGUGCUCCAGCUGGACAACA